AUGGCAAAGAUCUGCACAGACCAGUCCUACCCGGCAACGAUCAGGCAACAGCCGCUUCUCGGCACGUCCGAUGAUGACCUGGACUCCAUCGAGAACGGAACCUCCAGGGCCAACUCAGAGUGUGAAGACACAUUGUCAGAGGUUCAGGGUGCUGUCUCUGUGUUAACCAGCAGACACACAGAGUCUCACAGAGAUUCUUUUACAGGGUCAGGAGCCCUGGCCAGGCUCUCUCACUUCCUGUUCAUGCUGCGGACCUGGGCCUCUCACAAGAUGCACCACGAGGUGGAGAGACCGGACUCCUUUCUGGAGCGCUUCAGGGGUCCUGAGCUCAAAGAGGCCUCCAGCAGAGAGAGCAACGCACAGUCACUGGGAUACCCCGACAGAGUCCGCAAGAAGAAGAAAGAGAUUUGGAUCAUGGACCCAUCAGCAGACAGAUACUACAGAUGGCUAACCAUCAUCGCAGCACCAUGCUUCUACAACCUGAUGAUGCUAGUGACCAGGGCAUGUUUUAAUGAACUCCAGAGCACGUACAUAACUCUGUGGAUUGUCCUGGACUACACCUCAGACUUAAUCUACUACACAGACACAUUCGUCAGGUCUAGAACAGGUUUUCUGGAACAGGGACUGCUUGUGAAAGACGACAAGAAGCUUAGAGACAAAUACAAAUCAACGCCACAGUUCAAAUGGGACAUGAUUUCAAUGAUACCCACAGACCUUCUGUUUCUGAAAGUGGGUUUAAACUACCCCGAGCUCCGACUGAACCGACUCGCAAAGAUGAACCGUCUCUUUGAGUUCUUCGACCGCACUGAAACCAGAACCAGCUUCCCCAACGUUUUCCGAAUCAGUAACCUGGUACUUUACAUCCUGAUCAUCAUCCACUGGAACGCCUGCAUCUUCUUCGCCAUCUCCAAGACCAUCGGGUUCGGGUCCGACACCUGGGUGUACCCAAACAUCAGUCAUCCUGAGCACGGCCGCCUUGCCAGGAAGUACAUCUACUGUCUCUAUUGGUCGACCCUGACCCUGACCACCAUCGGAGAAACCCCGCCACCAGUUAGAGACUUCGAGUACCUCUUUGUGGUCGUCGACUUCCUCAUCGGUGUGCUGAUUUUCGCCACCAUCGUUGGUAACGUUGGUGCCAUGAUCUCCAACAUGAACAAAACCCGUGCGGAAUUCCAGGCUAAGAUCGACUCCAUCAAGCAAUACAUGCAGUUCCGUAAGGUCUCCAAGGAUCUGGAGGUCAGGGUCAUCAAGUGGUUCGACUACCUCUGGACGGAAAAGAAGACCUGCGAUGAGAAGGAGGUCCUGAAGAACCUGCCAGACAAGCUGAAGGCCGAGAUCGCCAUCAACGUCCAUCUGGACACCCUGAAGAAGGUGCGUAUCUUCCAGGACUGUGAAGCUGGUCUUCUGAUUGAGUUGGUACUGAAGCUGCAGCCUCAGGUGUUCUCCCCAGGAGAUUACAUCUGUAAGAAGGGAGACAUCGGCAGAGAGAUGUACAUCAUUAAGGAAGGGAAGCUGGCUGUGGUGGCAGACGACGGGGUGACACAGUUCGUGGUGCUCAGCGAUGGAGCGUACUUCGGAGAGAUCAGUAUCCUGGGCAUCAAGGGUUCCAAGGCUGGCAACAGGAGAACGGCCAACAUCAGGAGCAUAGGUUACUCUGACCUCUUCGCCCUGUCGAAAGACGAUCUCAUGGAGUCCCUCACUGAGUACCCCGACGCCAAGAAGGCUCUGGAAGAAAAGGGAAAGGCUAUGCUGAUGAAAGACAACAUGAUCGAUGAGGACGUCGCUAACGCGGGCGCCGACCCUAAGGACAUGGAGGAAAAGAUCCAAAGGUUGGAUAGUAAUAUUGAAAUCAUCAAGACUAAGUUGGCCAAGAUCAUGGCUGAGUUCACAUCCAGCCAGAGCAAGAUCAAACAGAGGAUCACCAACAUAGAGUCAACAGUCAAGUCAGUCCGGCCCGAGGAUAUAUCUGAGGUGGUGGCCGACAACAAGACUCAUUAG
This is a messenger RNA of Oncorhynchus nerka (sockeye salmon), 1998 nucleotides long. RefSeq names its product cyclic nucleotide-gated cation channel alpha-3-like. The coding region runs from base 1 to 1998 and encodes 665 amino acids. Gene Ontology annotation, molecular function: intracellularly cAMP-activated cation channel activity; protein-containing complex binding; cGMP binding. Gene Ontology annotation, biological process: monoatomic cation transmembrane transport. Lineage: Eukaryota; Metazoa; Chordata; Actinopteri; Salmoniformes; Salmonidae. Gene Ontology annotation, cellular component: intracellular cyclic nucleotide activated cation channel complex; plasma membrane. The transcript has 6 exons. The record is from RefSeq and is a predicted model, not a curated record.